Molecule: messenger RNA, 222 nt
Organism: Knipowitschia caucasica
Lineage: Eukaryota; Metazoa; Chordata; Actinopteri; Gobiiformes; Gobiidae
Source: the annotation of a GenBank genome assembly
AUGGAGGAGGUGAUGGAGGAGGUGAAGGAGGAGGUGAUGGAGGAGGUGAUGGAGGAGGUGAAGGAGGAGGUGAUGGAGGAGGUGAUGGAGGAGGUGAUGGAGGAGGUGAAGGAGGAGGUAAUGGAGGAGGUGAUGGAGGAGGUGAUGGAGGAGGAGGUGAUGGAGGAGGUGAUGGAGGAGGUGAUGGAGGAGGUGAGGAUGGACUCGAUGAUGGCCGUGUAG